Messenger RNA from Serendipita indica DSM 11827, 1020 nucleotides. The record is from the annotation of a GenBank genome assembly. NCBI's taxonomy places the organism in Eukaryota, Fungi, Basidiomycota, Agaricomycetes, Sebacinales, Serendipitaceae.
AUGGAGACCUACAGUGUCUAUGAGGACAUCAUUGGAGAGUCGCAGAGGAAUCCUACCGAUGAAACCUUUGACGAGGACGUGUUCCCUGACUUUAUCCUGUGGAACGGGAGUGACUGGGAAAAGUACUUGAAAACUCAUCUGGCCUUUCCCGGAGAUUCAGAUCUGCUGUUGGAUGACAGGGCGACGAGCACGGCAUCAUCGGAGCUCUAUGCGACUUCGGUGUGUUCGAACGACUUGGACGGUCGUUCGGACAGACAGUCGUCGUUUGGAGGAGACCCACCCGAGUCUGAUGACGAUACAGGACCCGUUGGAGUAGAAUGGGAUGCUGAGAUCGAGUUUGAGGAUGAUGAGAAUAGACCCAUUCAACUUUUGGUCCAUGACAGUGACACGUCCCCGGAUACGGGGCGCGCGUCGAAGUCUGACACAGAAGCGGCCCCAUCAUCCGCUUCGACUUCCGCCGGUGGGGAUCGUCCUGCCGGCGGACAGAUACUAAACAACGAGAGUCACGGCACUGCUAGUUCGGAAGGCCGUGACAAAGUCGUCGAGAACCCCUCCGCCGACAAAGGCAAGAAGGCUCGGCCUCGCAAAUCGCGUAAAACUGUGAAGGCAGACGACGUCAAUUUUGAAAAGGACUCGAUGGGCUAUGCCUGCCCGAUUGAAAUCCUUGAAUACCUUCAUCAGACCGAAGGAAAACUUGAAACCGCGGCAUUUGACAAGGUGUUUUUCCUAACUGAGCAGGCAGCGACGGUCGAUGAGAAAGGGAGGUACCAGUGCGCGGUACGUGGGCGAGUCGCGGGUGAGGGGAUCGCCAGGUGGGUGGAGACGGACCACGAGCCUUGUGGCAGAUCCGUGGGAACGAAUGAUUCCUACCGGCGACACAUCCUCGAGGCACACCUUGGUAUCCCGCGCGCCCGAAGGCAGGACCAAGAGGAUCGACUCGGGAAGCGAAUCAAGCAGCACUAUGUUGCUAAGGGAAUGGUGAGGAAGAGAAAGGCAGUAGACGAGGAUAGCGACCUCUAG